GUAAGCACGCACGCACGCAAACACACACACAUACACACACACACACACAGACACACACACACACACACACACACCUUCAGCCCUACAACUUGAUGAAGUUUUCCUCCUAAGUUUACACUCAGCGCGGACCAGCCCCCUGUUCAGCAGCAUGACUCUAUCCAACAACUGGUGGCUUUUGUGCGCUGUUUCUGUCUCCUGUCUCGCUGGUUUCGGGUCCUGCAGACAACAUAGAGAAGAAGGAGGCCAACCCGAGCUAUUCAUCUUCAACGAGCUGUGCGCCCUGAAGGAUGAGCCGGGGCCCUGCAAGGCCAUCAAGGACCGCUACUUCUUCAACGUCGACACGGGUCACUGUGAGCUCUUUGAGUACGGAGGCUGCGGGGGAAACGCCAAUAAUUUCCCGACCAUGGAGGCAUGUGAGGAAACGUGUGUCGUCUCAGAUGACAAGAACCCGUGUCACUUAGGCGAGGCUCCUGGCCCCUGUCGAGGGCUGUUGACGCGCUACUUCUUUGACAGCGACAGUCAGCAGUGCAAGCAUUUCUACUACGGCGGCUGCUUUGGCAAUGCCAACAAUUUCAAGAGCAUGGCGGCGUGCCAGGCCAAAUGUCAGAACCCAGCAAAACCCACUAGGGCACCAGACGUCAACACACGGUCUGCUAGAAAAUCCAUUGUGCAGCCAACCACGUUAACUGGGGAACUGACUGUAAAAGAAGCUCAGGUGCAAACGAAUGGCACUAAUGGAGAGCCAAGAGACUUCAAGCCGGCCGCGCUGUGCUUCAGUCCCGUGGAGAGGGGACCAUGUGACGGGGCGGAGAAGAGGUUUGCAUACAACCCCAAGACCAAGAGAUGCCUGAUGUUUCAGUACAGCGGCUGCGGUGGAAACAACAACAAAUUCACACACAGGAAAGACUGUUUUCACAAGUGCAUUCGAGGCAGAAAGGGUAUGAUUAAUGGGACGAGUACGAUCCGAAUAAGGAGGAAAAACAUCGACAACAUUGUUAAUCGCUCAGCGUGAACGCCUUGCUCUGCUUUACAUCCUGCACUACUGUGGAGCCAUCUGUAUUUAUGUUCAUAUGUUAUGUUUAGCUAUACUCAUAUCUGUUGUUUUGCAGUGUACCGUGUACCUUAUAUUUGUUGUGACUGAAUGCAAUCAUCAUUAUUCACAUUAUUUCAAUA
Molecule: messenger RNA, 1173 nt
Organism: Etheostoma cragini (Arkansas darter)
Lineage: Eukaryota; Metazoa; Chordata; Actinopteri; Perciformes; Percidae
Gene: tfpia
Product: tissue factor pathway inhibitor a
Exons: 7
Coding region: 149-1012 (287 amino acids)
Biological process (GO): negative regulation of peptidase activity
Cellular component (GO): extracellular region
Molecular function (GO): serine-type endopeptidase inhibitor activity
Source: RefSeq, a predicted model, not a curated record